UGCUGAGCCGUAGCAUUGAGCAGAUCUCAAAUGCCAACGGGAGUCGUCUUUACGUAACGCCGGAGAAGAUGAUUGUUUGCAUCGCCGUUGUCGGUCACCAGAACAACCCAUUGUAUCUGCAGAGCUUCACGGAGGCAGAUGACGCUCUCAAGCUUCUUCACAUCGUGCACUGCUCCUUAGACGUCAUCGAUGAAAGAGUGAAUAAUCCCAAAAAAACUGGGACUACAUUGAAUGAGACAUUUCUUGGCCUUCUUUAUCCAACUGAGAAUUAUAAAGUAUAUGGAUAUUUGACUAACACAAAGGUGAAAUUUAUUUUGGUCACAAGUGAUCUAGAUGUCAGAGAUGCAGAUAUUAGAAAUUUUUUUAGGAGGUUCCACUCGGCAUAUGUGGAUGCAGUCUCAAAUCCAUUUCAUGUUCCAGGGAAGAAAAUAACCUCUAGAACAUUUGCUGAGAGAGUCAGUAACAUUGUCAAGACUUUUGGGUUGAGUUCGGCUGCUUAAGGAGUUCUUCCGGUGUGCAAGGUUAGUCCUUAUUGGUUCUAUUUUGUGGGGGCAGUCGAGAUCAAACAAUAUCAAAAACUAGUGAUUCAUCUUUUUUCCGUUUGUUAUUUUUCUGUCUCUUUACCAUCAUUAGAAAGUCAAGGUAAAGUGAGGUGUAAUUAAUUUUUUACAUUUUAGCAGAUUGUACUACCACUCUUUUUUCAUUUGCUGUAUGGAUUCAAUAGUUCUUGCUGAAUUGUGUUGGAUCGUCUUGCCAUGUUCA
Messenger RNA from Telopea speciosissima, 762 nucleotides. Its product is annotated as trafficking protein particle complex subunit 2-like protein. The transcript has 5 exons. The record is from RefSeq and is a predicted model, not a curated record. Gene Ontology annotation, cellular component: TRAPP complex; nucleus; cytoplasm. The coding region runs from base 69 to 500 and encodes 143 amino acids. Gene Ontology annotation, biological process: endoplasmic reticulum to Golgi vesicle-mediated transport. NCBI's taxonomy places the organism in Eukaryota, Viridiplantae, Streptophyta, Magnoliopsida, Proteales, Proteaceae.